GCUCCUUAGAAAGCGGACCAGCUUGGGGGCCGGGAAGCAUGCGAGGGCCGGAGCCCGGGCCUGGACCUACCAUGGAGGGGGACGUGCUGGACACCCUGGAGGCGCUGGGGUAUAAGGGACCACUGCUAGAAGAGCAAGCCCUUAGCAAGGCAGCAGAGGGCGGAUUAUCAUCACCUGAAUUUUCAGAACUCUGUGUUUGGUUAGGCUCUCAGAUAAAAUCAUUGUGCAACUUGGAAGAAAGUAUCACUUCAGCUGGAAGAGAUGAUCUAGAGAGCUUCCAACUUGAAAUAAGUGGUUUUUUAAAAGAAAUGGCAUGUCCCUAUUCUGUGCUCAUUUCAGGAGAAAUUAAAGACCGUUUGAAAAAGAAGGAUGAUUGUUUGAAACUUCUUUUAUUUUUAAGCACAGAGCUUCAAGCUUUACAGAUACAGCAGAGCAAGAAACACAAAAAUUCUCAGUUAAAUAAAAAUAAUGAAAUUCAUCAGGAAAUUCAAGCUAUCUGCGAUGCCCUUGGUGUACCCAAGUCAACAACUUCUGACAUUCCGCAAAUGCUAACCCAAGUGGAGUCAAAGGUGAAAGAUAUUCUCUCCAAAGUCCAGAAAAGUCAUGUUGGAAAACCACUGUUGAAAAUUGAUUUAAAUCUGGAGCAGGCGGAGCAAUUGGAAAAAAUAAACGAUGCUCUUUCCUGUGAAUAUGAAUGCCGCCGGCGGAUGUUGAUGAAACGUUUAGAUGUGACAGUGCAGUCCUUUGGAUGGUCUGACAGAGCCAAGGUAAAAACAGAUGAUAUAGCAAGAAUUUAUCAACCUAAACGUUACGCUUUGUCGCCUAAGACAACAAUUACGUUGGCCCAUCUAUUAGCUGCUCGUGAAGAUCUGUCCAAGAUCAUUAGGACAAGUAGUGGCACCAGCCGAGAGAAGACGGCAUGUGCCAUAAACAAGGUGCUGAUGGGCAGGGUACCUGACAGGGGCGGAAGACCGAAUGAAAUUGAACCACCGCCUCCUGAAAUGCCCCCUUGGCAAAAGAGACAAGACGGCGGCGGCGGUGGAAGGGGUGGUUGGGGUGGUGGAGGUGGUAGAGGAGGUGGGGGUGGGCGAGGUGGCUGGGGAGGUGGAGGAGGAGGAGGAGGGGGAGGAGGAGGCUGGGGAGGGGGUGGGGGAGGAGGUGGAAGAGGAGGUUUCCAAGGCAGGGGAGAUUAUGGUGGAAGAGGAGGGGGAUAUGGUGGGAGAGGAGGCUAUGGAGGAAGGGGUUAUGGAGAUCCAUACGGGGGAGGAGGUGGGGGAUACAGACGAUACUGAAAGCUGGAGAAAAAAAGCAACUAGGUAACUGCUUCUUGGUAAAUGCAUUAGGUAUAGUGUUCUAAAGAACAUACUUGAAUGUCAUCCUUGAAGUAAAGGCGAUGUUAGAUUCCCUGGUGAUCUCAUUCUUGAAUUGGAUUAAUAUGUAAGAAUAUUGUUUUAUACUACCAUUUGCUCUCUUAGACAAAGAGAUUUUUUUCUGUGUGUACCCUUGAGCAUGUUGUCUUUUCUAAAAAAAAAAAGAGCAAAAAUUUUUUUUAAAAAAAUGUAAAUAUUUAUUGCCACCUGACUUGGAAAAUAGAAAGUAUUUUAUUGUCAUGAUUGAAUUUAGAUUGUUAGCUGUAUUUUAUUCAAGUCUGAGACACGUAGAUUACCCCGCUUCAAGUGGCAAGGGAUGUAGACUGUUGUCUUCCUUUUAUUCCUGUGGCUGUGUUCUAUAUUUAAUUCUACUUUACAAAAUAGUAGGAAAAGACCCUGAUAAUUUUAAUAGGUGGUCAUCUUGAUUCAGUUUUCCUCUUACUGGAGGCAGUUACUCUGCUGAGGUCUCCAUUAAAGGUUCCAUGAAUUGAAACCCAAGUAUACUUUUUCCUAUCUAUAUUUGGUCGAUUUUCCAGUUGAAUUUAAAAUUUGUGUAACUUUUUAUUUUUUGCGUAACAAAGCAAAAGUUAAUAUUGAGGUCAGAAUUAUUCUAAGGGACAAGGAUGUACUAGUUUUACAUGAUGAUGUAUAAAAUAUGUUUCUAUAAACUGGUUUCUUCUUCAUUUGUGCAGUCACUUUAGAUAUCUGCAUAUGAAAAUACAAGAUUCAUUGCA
Messenger RNA from Sorex fumeus (smoky shrew), 2104 nucleotides. RefSeq names its product family with sequence similarity 98 member B (gene TSLIG3B). NCBI's taxonomy places the organism in Eukaryota, Metazoa, Chordata, Mammalia, Eulipotyphla, Soricidae. The record is from RefSeq and is a predicted model, not a curated record. The coding region runs from base 39 to 1292 and encodes 417 amino acids. Gene Ontology annotation, cellular component: tRNA-splicing ligase complex. The transcript is spliced from 8 exons.